GUGCUGCAGUGAUGGUAUUCCGCAACAUCUCUCAUAUUUCAUCAACAAGCGCCGGUUCUUGAACAUUUCCGAAUAUAUUCCGAGACCAAUGUUGGGAAGUGAGUUCAACUUAACGUAUACGAGCUACUGACAACUGAAUAAUGAAACCGAAGAUUGACUUCGGCGAGUGUCUGAAGGACAGUCCCCGUUUCAGGGCUUCCUUGGAACAAUCAGAACAAUCUAUUUGUGAACUGGAAGGCAAGCUUGAUAAGCUGAUCAAGUAUUCUAAUGGAAUGGUGGACGCUGGGAAGGUAUACACCGCAUCUAUUGGGAACUUUGUUACCGGUAUCAAAGAUAUUACAAAUCAUUUCAAGGAAGAUGACCUUGUUAAAAAUUCAGCUGACAAGUUUGUAAAUGCAUUGUCUGAAAUGCAAAAUUAUCAUUCGAUGUUAUUUGAUCAAACUCACAGAGCCAUCUGUAAAGCACUUAGUGGAUUUGUUAAGGAAGACAUAAAGAAAGUUAAAGAAACAAAGAAAGUAUUUGAUAGAAUCACAGAUGAUCUUGAGAGUGCCUAUGCUAAACAUGCACAGGUGAAUAGAACCAAACCUGGUGAGGCCGAGGAAGCUUAUAACGUCUUAUCUGCUACCAGAUCAGCGUACGCACAUACAGCAUUAGAUUAUGUAUGCCAGAUUAGUAUAGUUGAUUCCAGAAAGAAAUAUGAAAUACUUAAUUCUUUGUUGUCCUUUACUCAAGCGCAGUACACCUUUAAUCAUCAAGGAUAUGAUUUACUGAAAGAAUUAGAACCAUUCUUUAAACAGCUUUCAUCCCAGUUAGCAGAGCAGCGAGUUACUGCGAUUGCUGAAAAGAAAGAAAUGGACAAGAGACACAACCUAGUCAAUGAUGUGGAAAUGAUUUUGAGUCAAGUACCAGCUGAUAAACCAGCAUAUGAAAUGGAAGGGUAUUUAUUUAAAAGAGCUUCCAAUGCAUUCAAGACAUGGAAUAGACGAUGGUUUAUUAUACAAAACAAUCAAUUGAUUUAUCAAAAGAAGCUAAAAGAUACUCCGACUGUGGUUGCUGAUCUUAACCUUUGUACUGUGAAACUAGCAAAUGAAAUUGAAAGACGGUUUUGUUUUGAAGUUGUUUCACCUACUAAGACCUGUAUGCUACAGGCAGACUCUGAAAAUUUACGUAAAGGCUGGAUUGAAGCGUUAGAAGCUGCUAUUAACAGGUCAUUCAGUGAUCACGGUAAUACACUGGAAAAGACUGCCAAUGAUGAGAGUUCAUCUUCUAGUAGUGUAGAAGCCUCUAUUGAAAGAGGAAGUAAUGCUACAAAGUCAGAACCAAGUUUAUUGACAAAACUGCAGUCUAUUCCCGGUAAUGACAAAUGCUGUGACUGUCAGACACCCAAUCCACGCUGGGCGAGUAUAAAUCUUGGUAUAACGCUAUGUAUAGAGUGUUCAGGCACGCAUAGGAGUUUUGGUGUUCAAACGUCCAAAGUGAGGUCAUUGACCUUAGAUGCUUGGGAACCUGAGACUCGAAAAGUUAUGGCAGAACUAGGAAAUGAUAAAAUUAACAAAAUAUACGAAGCUAGUGUAGAUGAAACAAUAGCCAAAAGGGCAAUGCCAAUGUGUGAUAGAGAUGUACGAGAAGCCUGGAUUCGUGCCAAAUACGUAGAUAAAAAGUUUGUCAAAAAACUUCCUACACUUCCAAGCCAUGUAUCAAAACCUGAUGGUAGGGGUCUAGUGAAGCAAUGGAGUGUAACCAAACAUCAUCGGAGGAAGUCCAAGAAAGCUACGUCUAAGAUCGAUGGUGGUGAAGAGACGACGACAGAUAUCCAAACCAAACUUGUACCUAGCAGUGGUAAUGCUAGUCCAGCUUCUUUACGUACAGGUGUUUCAUCUGACAGUGGUCUCGGUGGUAGCGCUGAUGUCUUGGUGUUUGGUUCCUGUUUAGAAAGAAAUGACAUCAUGGGAGAAGGUAUUAAAAAACAUGUUGAAGAUAUUGAUCAAUUUGCUGAUUACAGGAGUAGUGAUGAGGAAAGUAUUGAUGAAACCAUGGUAACAAAUGAUGCAACAACAACAUCAUUAGAAGAUCUUGCAAAGUUACAUCCAAAUAUGCUAUUAUACAAGGCUGCAGGUGCCAAUAAUCUCCCAGUCAUGCUUGAGGCAUUAGCAAAUGGUGCUGAGGUGAAUUGGAUUAACACAGAGGAUCAUAGGAAAUGUCCUUUACAUCAAGCUGUGUUCGGGGGCUCCCUAGCAGCUUGUGAUUUUCUUUUACUCAAUGGUGCUAAAGUCAAUACAAGAGAUGGGAAUGGUAAAGGUGUGUUGCACCAUGCCACUAUAUUAGGACAUACAGGGCUAGUUUGUUUAUUCUUAAAAAGAGGUGCUAACCAACAUGCAGUGGAUGCAGAUGGGCAGGAUGCACUGAAGAUAGCUUUGACGACAGCCAAUGCUGACAUUGUAACAUUACUUAGACUGGCAAGACUACAUGAAGAUAUGAGAGAAAGUGAAGGCAUCUUUUCCAAUUCAGGUGAUGAAACCUUUCAAGAUGUUUUCAAAGAUUUCACAGAAAUGGCAUCCAAUGCGCCUGAAAAACUCAACAGACAGAGUAUGUACGACAAGAGCUAGCUAGGGAGUCAUAUUGUGUGUAAGCUUUCCUAGGCAUAUGAAAAUGAACACUGCUAAGU
Molecule: messenger RNA, 2665 nt
Organism: Saccoglossus kowalevskii
Lineage: Eukaryota; Metazoa; Hemichordata; Enteropneusta; Harrimaniidae
Product: arf-GAP with coiled-coil, ANK repeat and PH domain-containing protein 2-like
Cellular component (GO): cytoplasm
Molecular function (GO): GTPase activator activity; protein binding
Source: RefSeq, a predicted model, not a curated record